AUGGCGGAAAUGAUGGUGACCGCCGCUUCCACUAGUGUGAUGGGCUCCGUCAUCGGCAAGCUGGCCGCCAUGCUCACCGCCAAGUACAAGCUCGCCAAAGACGUCGAGCGUGGGAUCCGCUUCCUGCACGAGGAGCUGAGCACCAUCGAUGCCGUUCUUCGGAUGCUCGCGGACAAGGAUGACAACCAGAUCGAUCCACACGCCAAAGACUGA
Miscanthus lutarioriparius is the source of this 213-nucleotide messenger RNA. NCBI's taxonomy places the organism in Eukaryota, Viridiplantae, Streptophyta, Magnoliopsida, Poales, Poaceae. The record is from the annotation of a GenBank genome assembly.